This is a messenger RNA of Danaus chrysippus (African queen), 1632 nucleotides long. NCBI's taxonomy places the organism in Eukaryota, Metazoa, Arthropoda, Insecta, Lepidoptera, Nymphalidae. The record is from the annotation of a GenBank genome assembly.
AUGGUUGGUAGGUGGGUAGCGGUCUGCCUUUUACUGGGCUUUGUAAAUGGAAGGGAGAGAGUGGAUCCUCUGGUUCAAACGAAGCAAGGAAUUAUAAGAGGUGUUCGAGCCGAUUCUGGCGAUUAUUCCAUGUUCCUCGGCAUACCUUUCGGAAAGGUGGAUGAGAAUAACCCUUUUGGAGUAGCGACACCCUAUCCAAAAUUCGAAGAGACCUUCCUCGCUGAUGACGACUCAUCAAUAUGUCCACAAAUCGAAGAAUUCAAUAAUACUAUUGUGGGAUCCGUGGAUUGUCUUCACCUAAAUGUCUACGUUCCCAACAAAGCCAACUCAAGGAACAAACUACCAGUUUUAGUCUGGAUAUAUGGAGGUGGUUUCCGGAUUGGAUUUUCCGGCAGAUUCUUGCAUGGACCACAAUAUUUGGUUAGACAUGAUGUAAUUUUGGUUACUCUAAAUUAUAGACUUGGGCCAUAUGGUUUCAUGUGCUUGGACACUCCUGAAGUUCCAGGGAAUCAGGGUUUGAAGGAUCAGUUACUAGGACUACGCUGGAUUAAGGAUAAUAUAGAAUCAUUUGGCGGAGAUGUGAAUAAAAUUACUUUGAUGGGUGAAAGCGCUGGCGCUGUGUCUGUGGAACUCCACCUAUGGUCCAAGCAGGAGAAGCUGUUCAAUAGUGUUAUCUUACAAAGCGGUUCCGUAUACAGCCCCUGGGUUAUAAUGGAUACUGAUGUAACACAAGCAAUAAGAUUAGCUGGGAAGCUGGGUUAUGACACAGAUAGUUCGUCAGAGGCAAUAUCUUUCUUGGCAAAAACAGACAGUAAAUUGGUGAUCGCUGCCGCUUCAGAAAUGUCCAUGCGAUUCGGCGUGUGUAUAGAGAAAGAAUUUGAGGACGUCGAGAGUAUACUUAGCGAGCAUCCUAGAAAUUCUAAUGUCCCAAUGGCGAAGAAUAUUCCUAUACUUACAGGAUUUAAUAACAAAGAAAUGUUGGUCAGUUAUAUAAGCCAACCUGACAGUUACUUCGCUAAGUUGGACGUUUUUAACAGCUCCUUGAGUGAUUUACUUGAAUACGACGAGGAAUUCCAGGAGAUGGCAGAACUAGUCCGUCAUUUCUACAUCGGGGAUGAGGAGUUCAGUCAAGAAGUGAAAUGGGAACUGAUAGAUUUCAGCUCAGACAACGAUUUCAUUUACCCAGUUCACGAAAGCAUAGAGAAGUUUCUCGAAAACGGCGCCGAGAAGUUGUACCACUACGUGUUUUCUUACAGCGGUGACAGAAAUUUCGUGAAGAAGAGAAACAACGUAACCGAAAAGGGUGCCGCUCAUGCUGAUGAGAUAAGCUUUCUGUUCGACAUGACCUUUGAUCCGUCAAUCCCGACGGAAGAAGAUCAACAUAUUAUUGACGUGAUGACGACUUUGUGGACCAAUUUCGUUAAAUACGGGAAUCCAACACCAGAAACUACAGAGCUUAUACCUAUCAAGUGGCUCCCUGUCACCAAAGAUAUCCUCAACUGCUUAAACAUUGACUCAGAAUUAUCUCUCCAAAGAAAUAUUUACCACGAAAGAAUGGCUUUCUGGAAGCUCUUCUUCAAAACCAACCAGGCAAAAAUCAAAGGAUAUACACCAAUGGUACCGCUAAUGUAA